Messenger RNA from Pleuronectes platessa (European plaice), 2055 nucleotides. It is a transcript of the gene gba3, whose product is annotated as cytosolic beta-glucosidase. NCBI's taxonomy places the organism in Eukaryota, Metazoa, Chordata, Actinopteri, Pleuronectiformes, Pleuronectidae. Gene Ontology annotation, molecular function: hydrolase activity, hydrolyzing O-glycosyl compounds. The record is from RefSeq and is a predicted model, not a curated record. The transcript is spliced from 5 exons. Gene Ontology annotation, biological process: carbohydrate metabolic process. The coding region runs from base 136 to 1545 and encodes 469 amino acids.
GCGGUCCCUGGUCAGAGCAUGUUUACGGAAGAAGAGCGUUUAAAAUCUAACGCAAUUGAAUGUUUCUGACGUAAGACUCAAGUUAACACGAUAAGACGUUUGAGCAGCUUUGAUUUAAUGUUGUGAUUCUGGGAAAUGUUCCCACGUGGCUUUGCGUGGGGGGCGGCCACCGCUGCGUAUCAAAUCGAAGGUGGCUGGCAGGCCGACGGCAAGGGACCGAGUAUCUGGGACACGUUUUGUCACGAGGAAGGCAGAGUGUUCCAGGAGCAGGACGGAGACGUGGCGUGUAACAGCUACGAGCUGUGGGACAAAGACCUGGAGUGCAUCCAGCAGCUCGGACUGACCCACUAUCGCCUGUCCCUCUCCUGGGCCCGCCUCCUGCCCGACGGGACCACCCGGCAUGUCAAUCAAAAUGGUGUACAGUACUACAACAAGGUGAUUGAUGACCUGCUGGCCUCUGACGUGUCACCCAUGGUCACACUUUACCACUUUGACCUGCCCCAAGCUCUCCAAGACCAGGGGGGCUGGAAAUCAGAGGGCAUAGCGGCCAUCUUUGACAUCUACGCCAAGUUCUGUUUCCAGACAUUUGGUGACCGUGUCAAACUCUGGAUCACCAUCAACGAGCCGAGCGUGUGCGCCAAACUGGGCCACGAAGACGGCGUCCAUGCUCCAGGGUUGAAAGAGCAGGGGACCGCUGCCUACCUGGUCGGCCAUAACAUGCUACGCGCCCACGCCAUGGCCUGGCACAGCUACGACUCCCUCUUCAGGCCCGAGCAGAAGGGUGCGGUGUCCCUGGCCAUCAACAGCGAUUGGCUCGAGCCGCUCCGCCCUGGCUGCGAGGAGGAUGAGGCUGCUACUGGACGAGACCUUGCGUUUACGCUAGGAUGGUUCGCCUGGCCCUUGUUUGUCACUGGAGAUUAUCCAGAAAUAAUGAGAUCUGCCAUCGACUCUCAGAGUGAGAAGCUGGGAUACAGUGGCAGCUCAAGACUACCCAGGUUCUCAAAGGACGAACCGGCCAUUUUAGGCACCGCCGAUUUCUUUGCGUUGAACUAUUACACGUCCCGUAAAGUCACGGCUGGAGGAGGUCGGGGACAGAUGUGUAUGAAGAGCGACCGAGAUGUAGAAGAGGUGUUGGAUCCAUCUUGGUUUAUCUGUGGGGUGUCCUGGCUGGCUGUGGUGCCCGGUGGCUUAAGGAAACUUCUAAAGUACAUUAAGGACACGUUCGGCAGCCCAGCGGUCUACAUCACGGAGAAUGGCUUCUCUCAGGUGGGGCCGGUGCAAAUGGAGGACGUCCGGCGCUGCGAGCUUUUUAAGGACACCAUCUUGGAAGUGGCUAAAGCUAUAGAGGAAGACGGGGUUGACGUGCGUGGAUACUUUGCUUGGUCGCUGCUGGACAACUUCGAAUGGGCCGACGGAUUCAGCGUCCGCUUUGGACUGUUUCACGUGGACUUCUCCGACGCAGAGCUGAGGCGAACCGCGUACCGGUCUGGACGGGAGUACGGCGAGAUGAUCAUGAAACACAAGAGAGCGACUGAUGUGCAAUGACUGAAGUUUUUUACACAACCUUAAUAAACAAGCAGUGUUUGCGUAGUUUGAUUUGCCUGAGCCAAUCUGGAGCAAACUUGAAAGCACCAUCAUCGUCUCUGAAUGUCUUUUUCAGUUGAGAAAUUGGCAAAGGAACAGUCGGAGUGAGCUAACUCAGUCGUCGGGGGUAUUUUGGCAUUCAAUAUUUUGCCCAAGUACAAGCUGGAGGAGCUCGGGAUCGAACCAACUACCCUUUGGUUAGUGGACAACCCAGUCUGUACCUCCUCAGGCAUAGCUACCCACUUAAAUCAAAAUUAAUUUGUGAAUUUAAACAUGCCAACAUGCCAAUAACAGUGCCUGGGGGAGAUGCCUGGCAUGAAUGAACGUUCUGUAGACUGAUGAAUUUCCCCUAUUUAAAAUGUUAAGCAAAGAAAAAGUGCCAGGACAAAGAGGCGUAACCUUAAAAAAGAUUUGUUUGAUCAAAUAACUCAAAGCACCGGUUCUUUUUGUUGGAUUAAAGGUUCUGAUUAA